Messenger RNA from Guyanagaster necrorhizus, 498 nucleotides. RefSeq lists its product as uncharacterized. The transcript is spliced from 2 exons. Lineage: Eukaryota; Fungi; Basidiomycota; Agaricomycetes; Agaricales; Physalacriaceae. The record is from RefSeq and is a predicted model, not a curated record. Bases 1 to 498 code for a protein of 165 amino acids.
AUGUUCAACCGCCACCCACAGGCACGAAAAGUGUGCCUUCAAUUGCUCGCGAAAGUCUUCCUGGAUCAACGUGUAAAACUUUGUAUUGCAAAGGUCCUACGUCUGCUAUAUUCUCACCUUGUCCGAGUACAGUUUUUCCACAACAAAGCAAACGUAUCUUCUACUCCCCCAAGUCUAGCCCGAGAUCACCCCUUUUGGGGGCUACAGAUCCCGAGUGUGCUCGUCGCGGCUGCAAUGCAAUCAAUAUUUGCCAGAACAACGUACUUGCCAAGGCCCUUAAUCGUUUUUGAUCGAGCUGCGGCUGAGGCCAAUCUAGCUCUUCAUGUAAUACUGCUACUAGUAGAUCGUCGUGGACGAUCAAGAGCCUGGGCAUCAGGGCUAAAUAUCGCGAGUGAUUGGGCGGACUCGUUUCCGAGCGAAACGGACAGAGACGCGUUCGGUGUGUCCACUAACAUGCACAUGGUUGCAGGGCGCCGACACGGGCAGGGGUGCUUGUAG